This is a messenger RNA of Cucumis sativus (cucumber), 3653 nucleotides long. Its product is annotated as condensin-2 complex subunit D3-like. Gene Ontology annotation, cellular component: condensed chromosome, centromeric region. The record is from RefSeq and is a predicted model, not a curated record. NCBI's taxonomy places the organism in Eukaryota, Viridiplantae, Streptophyta, Magnoliopsida, Cucurbitales, Cucurbitaceae. Gene Ontology annotation, molecular function: histone binding. Gene Ontology annotation, biological process: mitotic chromosome condensation; meiotic chromosome condensation.
ACGGCGGCGGCUUCACGAGGGCUUCACACUUCACUCCCAUGGAGGAAGCCAUUUCUCGAAUUCUCACAGAGCUCGAAGAAUUUCGCCAUUUCGACCACUCUACAACUCUCCAUUCCCAUCCUCCGCUCUCCCAAUCCGCUCUUUUCGACCUUCAAACUUUGUUAGACAACUCAAUUAGUACCGAUGAACAACAACCACUCGAUCGUCUCUAUGAGGACCUCUCGGCUAAAUCCCUCUCUCCUUCCUCUCUUACUCGCGCCAUUGCUUCCGCCAUGGAUGAAUCUUCCACCUGUGUUUCGGUUUUAGCCUCUACAGUCUAUCUCUCUCUUCUUUUGGCCUCUAAUGCACCGGUCUUCACGCUUUUCAAUCCCAUGGAUUUCCUCUCGUUUCUCAGGUGUGUGAGGAGAUUCUUGAAGCAGCGACCACAGGGUCAACAGGACCAGGAUGAUUCUAAUAAGGAGUCUAGUGCUCCCAAAAGGAAGAGGAAAGCCGGUUUUAAGGGUAAGGGUUUGCGGAAACGUCCGAGGCAGAGUUCUAGUGGCAGAUACGAUGAUGGUGAAUUGGAUGCAAGAGUUUUGUAUCCCGUACUUGAGAGGUUAGAGAUUUUAAUGAGUGUAAUUCAUUUGGAUCGAUUUCCGGAUAGUUUGAAAUCUUUGAUUGAAACUGUAAUUGAUAUUCCUGUUUUGGCACUUGAAAUAUGUACCAAUUUAAGUAUCUAUAGUAAGUUCACUGAUUUUUGUUCGCGGAUUUUGAGUGCUAUGUUGCGUCCUGAGGGGGAUCUAUCGAAUACUGCUGUUGAGGUGAUUAAGUCUCUAUCACCAUUGAUUCUUAAUCAUAAAGAUCAGGCGCGAGCGUUUGCGCUAGAGUUUGUGACUAUUCAAAUAGGGAAGGUGGCAAAGGAAUCAGAUGGUGUUAAGAGUGCUCUAGUGAAUCUUCCAAGGUAUUUGGUUCAGAAGGCGCCUGAGAAAUCUGAGCCUCGUAGUUUAGCAGUUGAUUCAAUAAUGGAGGUUGUUAAAGCGCUGGAAUUACCCGAUCAAAGGUUUGUGGAUUAUGCAGUGAAGAUGACUCAAGGAAAGUCUAAUCUUAGGCUGUUAGCGGUUGAUCUCAUCUCAAUGCUGAUAAUGUCCUUGAGUGAUCCAAUGGUCAUUGAUUCGAAAAUUGAGUUAAAGGAUUCGUGGGUUUUUGGGUGCUUGGUGGCAUUGGUUCAACGUUGUUCAGAUGCCAGUGCUCCAAUUCGUGCUCGAGCACUUACCAACUUAGCUCACCUUGUGGUGUUCCUGUCUGAGAAUGACAAGAAUAAGGCCUUAAUGAAGGAAAUUUUGGGGCCUGGUGAUGGUGAAAUUCUUGGUCUUUUGCGGAAAAGGUGUGUGGAUCAAAAGGCGGCAGUUAGGAAGGCUGCAUUAUUUCUGGUUACCAAGUGUACAACCGUCCUUGGUGGAGCAAUGGAUGGUGAUAUGCUAAAGACGGUAGGAAUUGCUUGUUCUGACCCACUCGUUAGCAUACGGAAAGCUGCAAUGUCGGCUCUUUCCGAGGCCUUUCGAAGAUUCCCAGAUGGAAGUGUCAUGGUCGAGUGGCUACACUCAAUUCCACGUUUGAUUGCUGACAAUGAAUCUAGCAUUCAAGAAGAGUGUGAACACUCGUUUCAAGAACUAGUGCUAGACCGGUUGGCUAGAGCUGAAUCUUCAAGUUUACCUAAAGGAGUAUUGGAUCUUCUUAAAGAGAUAAGUCAUGCAGAGGUAAUUCCUUGGGUGAAGAAAGUUUGUGCCAACUUAGGAAAAAAGAAACGAUUAAAACGCACAAUUGCCGAUUCACUUCAGGUAAUUAUAAAGACAUCUGAAUCCUUAUGGCGAAGCCAAUCUUUGCCUCCAGAGAAGUGGACAGCUCCUCCGGGUGCCUGGUUCCUGUUGUCAGAAGUGUCCACUUAUCUUGGGAAAGCCAUUGAUUGGGAAUUUCUUCAUCAGCACUGGAAACUCCUUGAUGAUCAUGGUAGGACUGUUCAAAGUUCAGUGACUCAAGUAGGUUUAUUUGGAGAGGAAAACAAUUCAGAGUCAAAUUCCGUCGCUUGGGCUCAAGAUCGGGUUUUUCUCUUACAAACCAUCUCCAAUGUUUCUGUUGAGCUGCCUCCAGAACCUGCAGCAGAUUUAGCUCAUGAAUUGCUUAAAAGGGUUGAAGAAUUCAACAUGCAUCCAACGGAGGUGAAUGCACAUGUAAAAACACUUAAAACAUUGUGCAAGCGGAAGGCUUCGCAAUCUACUGAAGCCGAUGCCCUCAUCCUAAAAUGGGUAAACCAGCUUCUUUCGAAAGCCUCGGACAUAUUGGAGAAGUACAUAUCCAACCAUGCGGAAGCAAACAAAGAUGUGAACUUCACAACACCACCUCCUAAAAGUGGUAGUCGAUGGGGAAGAAAGCAUCUGCUAGGAGCAAGCCUUGUCCGAGCAAUCACUGCAGCUUACACCAUUGGCUCUUUGAUUCUCAUUUGUCCAUCGGCUGACAUGACUACCAUAGUACCACUUCUCCACACCAUUAUUACUUCUGGAAACCGUGAUCUCAAAUCUAAUAAACUACCAAUUCAAACCGCAUCUCUGAAGGAAACUGCUCCUUCUUUAUACAUUCAAGCAUGGUUGACAAUGGGGAAGAUUUGCCUUACUGAUGAGAAGCGAGCAAAGAGUUACAUUCCUCUAUUUGUACAGGAGCUUGGAAAUAGUGAUUGUUCAGCGCUUCGCAACAAUCUUAUUAUCACAAUGGCAGAUUUUUGUGUACGCUAUAUUGCUCUAGUUGAGUGCUACCUUACGAAAAUCACAAAGUGCCUUAGCGAUCCUUGUGAACUUGUCAGAAGACACACAUUCAUACUUCUAUCCAGAUUAUUACAGAGAGACUAUGUGAAAUGGAGAGGGGUUUUGUUUCUUCGGUUUCUUUUGUCACUUGUAGAUGAAUCAGAGAAUCGUCAACUAGCAGAUUACCUUUUUGGUAACAUUUUGAAAGUGAAGGCCCCACUUUUGGCUUACAACAGUUUCAUAGAAGCAAUUUAUGUUUUGAAUGACUAUCGUGCUCAUUCUGGACAUAGCGAUUCGAAGGCAUCACGAGCUGAAAGUCGACCAUUCUCCAUCCGAGGCAAUGAUGAAAGGUCGAGGUCCAGGAGAAUGUGCAUUUAUGUUUCUCUUUUGAAACAAAUGGCUCCCGAGCAUCUUCUGGCCACCUUUGCAAAGUUAUGUGCAGAAGUUCUUGUUGCAGCAUCCGAUGGUAUGCUCAAUAUAGAUGAUACUACUGCACGUUCUGUUUUACAAGAUACCUUUGAGAUUCUUGCUUCUAAAGAGAUUCGACUAUCAAUAAAUCGAGUAUCAUCAUCAGAAUCUGGUGAUGUAGGUGAGGAAGGGGGUGAGAGCGGAGAAGCAUCUGCUGCUAGAGGAAAGGUCAUCACUCACGCAGUGAGAAAAAGUCUCAUACAAAACACCAUACCCAUCUUCAUUGAGUUAAAAAGGCUAAUGGAAAGCAAGAAUAGCCCCCUUAUAGGUUCCCUCAUGGAAUGCCUUCGAGUUCUUCUCAAGGACUACAAGAACGAAAUUGAUGACUUAUUGGUAGCUGAUAAGCAACUUCAGAAAGAGCUCCUCUAUGACAUUCAAGAUAUGAAUGUACCAAAGCCAAAAUUUCACUAA